AUGGGUGUUUUUCCGAUUGUCAAUGAAAAUGAUACAAUUUCCAUGAUCGUAAGAAAUUCGAUUUGGAGAAAUGAUACCUUAUCAGCUAUAACAGCUGGAAUGGUAAAUGUAGACUAUUUGUUCUUGAUGACAGAUGUUGAUUGUCUAUACACGGACAACCCAAGAACAAAUCCUGACGCAAAGCCUGUUAAGGUUUACGAUUUCGUCGCCUGGAAGUUCAUUAGGAACUUGAGGAAUGGUAACAAAGCUUAUAGCAGCAGAUCUUGCAACAGCUGCUGGAGUCACAACGAUCAUAACUCGCUGAUCAACACCAAAAAAUAUCUUUCAAUCAUAGCAAAUUUAUCAAACGUAGAUGAUCAAAAUUCGGUUUCUGGUGGAUAUUACGGGUUACAUACAGCUGGUACUAUAUUAAUUGAUGAAGGUGCUAUAAAAGCUAUAACGAAUGCUGGACAAAAGAGUAGUUUAUUUGCUGCCGCUUUUGAUGAUAUGAAAGACUUUCGUCGAGCAAAACCGUUUCGCGACCCAAGAGAUGAAGGUGAGUCGGACUAUCCGGUGGCCAUCAGUUCAGGUAAAGUAUUAUUAGACGAUACCGUUGGAAACAUAUCGCCGGCGGCUUGGACAACAUGGUCAGGAGCAGCAACUUUCGAUUUUCAGAACAGCAACUAUUGA
Messenger RNA from Funneliformis caledonium, 669 nucleotides. NCBI's taxonomy places the organism in Eukaryota, Fungi, Glomeromycota, Glomeromycetes, Glomerales, Glomeraceae. The record is from the annotation of a GenBank genome assembly.